AGAACCGGCUCAGUCAGUCUAACGACAGUUAGUCGCUCAGACAAAUCCGCGUCGAGUAAUCACAGGUCACAGUUUUUUGGAAUGACAUAGAAGUAUGUUAUAUACUAUAAGACAAAAGUGAAAUGUGCCGUAACUUCUGACACAAAACUUUCACUUCGCUGUAAUUGAGACAGCAGAGAACAGCAAACUUCUAGCGAAUGCUUCACUUCAAUUUACGACAAACCACUUAGCUCACGCUUGAAGAACUCUGAUAUCAAAUCCCUCUCGGUCGUGGUUCCACGGUUUAUUGUCGUACGCCUUAAUUAACAAGGGAGUGACUCAACAAUUCCUUCAAUGGACCCAUUAGUGAGAGUAGCGUUACGAGGUAUCAAAGGAACGGCAAGAACGCUGCUGCGCUCACAGCGUAUUCAAUGUUCCAGGACAAUCACAUCUCAACAGGUGUUCGAUCGCGAAUCCAAAUAUGGCGCUCACAAUUAUCAUCCCCUUCCUGUGGCCCUGUGCAAGGGCGAGGGUGUUUUUAUGUGGGACGUCGAGGGUAAACGAUACUUCGACUUCCUGAGCGCUUAUUCGGCUGUGAAUCAAGGUCACUGUCAUCCGAGAAUCUACAAAGCGAUGGUCGAACAGGCGAAGACUCUGACUCUGACGUCCAGGGCGUUUUAUUCCGACGUUCUGGGUGAAUUUGAAGAAUAUAUUACAAAACUUUUUGGAUACGACAAAUGGUUGCCGAUGAACACGGGAGUGGAAGGCGGCGAGACGGCGUGUAAAUUGGCGCGCAAAUGGGGUUACACGUCCAAAGGCAUAUUGCAGUAUCAGGCCAAAAUAGUGUUCGCGGAGGGUAAUUUCUGGGGCAGAACAAUGAGCGCCGUUUCCUCGAGCACCGAUCCGUCCAGCUAUAGCGGUUUCGGGCCGUUUAUGCCCGGUUUCGAGAUCGUUCCCUACGACGAUCUCGGAGCGCUGGAAAACGCUAUCGCGGACCCGAACGUUUGCGCUUUCAUGGUAGAACCUAUUCAGGGCGAAGCCGGCGUCGUGGUUCCCAAGGACGGAUACCUGAAGGGAGUCCGAGAACUCUGCACGAGGUACAAUGUUCUAUGGAUCGCGGACGAGGUGCAGACCGGUCUGGCGAGGACGGGAAAACGAAUCGCCGUCGAUCACGAGAAUGUGAAACCGGACAUUCUGAUCCUGGGCAAAGCACUCUCCGGAGGAUUCUAUCCCGUUUCUGGUGUGCUGGCGAACGAUCCCGUGAUGCUCACAAUCAAACCCGGCGAGCACGGAUCGACUUACGGCGGUAAUCCGCUGGGAUGCAGAAUCGCCCUUGAAGCGCUCCGCGUUCUGGAGGAAGAGAAGCUCGCCGAGAACGCGGAAAAGCUCGGUCACGUGCUCAGGAAGGAGCUGAACAAACUGCCGAAGGAGGUGGUGACCUUGGUGCGCGGAAAGGGUCUCCUGAACGCCGUAGUCGUCAAUAAGAAGCUCGACGCCAUGGACAUCUGCGUGAAGCUGAAGGAGAACGGUCUCCUGGCGAAACCCACGCAUGGUCACAUCAUCCGUCUGGCGCCGCCGUUGAUCAUCACGGAGGAACAGAUACACGAGUGCGCGAAUAUCAUUUCCAAGACCAUUCUCAUGUAUCAGUAACAAAAUGUUCUUGAUUAUCAUUGCUUUUGAAUUCUAUUUUUAUUAUGAACUGUUUAUACUCAAGGUUGGGUAGUGUCUAGUUAAAAAGAUAAAAGUUAAGUUAAAAAGUUAAAAAGUUAAAUAAUUUUAACUUUAUCUAGUUACAU
Pseudomyrmex gracilis is the source of this 1775-nucleotide messenger RNA. Its product is annotated as ornithine aminotransferase, mitochondrial-like. Gene Ontology annotation, molecular function: L-ornithine transaminase activity; identical protein binding; pyridoxal phosphate binding. The transcript has 5 exons. The record is from RefSeq and is a predicted model, not a curated record. The coding region runs from base 334 to 1629 and encodes 431 amino acids. Gene Ontology annotation, cellular component: cytoplasm. NCBI's taxonomy places the organism in Eukaryota, Metazoa, Arthropoda, Insecta, Hymenoptera, Formicidae.